AUGUUUUUUCCCGUGACAGAGGCCGAGACGCGCCAGAAGCUGCUGCGCAGUGUGAAGAAGGAGGUGAAACAAAUUAUGGAGGAGGCAGUAACGAGGAAAUUCGUGCACGCAGACAGCAGCCACAUCAUUUCCUUCUGUGCUGUAGUGGAGGCCUGCGUGCUGCAUGGACUGAAGCGUCGUAUUGCAGGCCUGCUGUGCAGUAACAAGGUUGCAGCGCUCUUUAUGAAGGCAGCAAAAAGCUUUUCACCUGCUGAGGAACUCUGCCACAAGGUCCAGGAGCUUGAGCAGCUCAUUGAAAACAGCAAGCAGAACAAUUCCCCUCUGAGUAAUGAGCGCAGUCGGCAAUCCAAGCUGGCCAACCUCCCUCCUCAGGCGCUGAAACACCUUUGGAUCCGAACGGCGCUGAUGGAGAAGCUCCUGGACAAGAUUGUCCUGUACUUGGUGGAGAACAGCAGUGCCUUCUAUGAGAAAGAAGCCAUGCUGAUGGAUCCUGUGGAUGGACCAAUUCUUGCAUCUCUAUUGGUUGGACCUUGUGCUUUGGAGUACACCAAAGUUAAGACUGCAGACCAUUUCUGGACGGAUCCGUCUGCUGACGAGCUCGUGCAGCGGCAUCGCAUCCACAGCGGCCACUGUCGGCAAGAUUCGCCCUCCAGACGGCCUGCCCUGAUCCAGAAGAGACAGUCCAGCGGUAGCAUGGAUGAUCGCCCUCUCAUGUGGGUGAAGGACUAUGUUGAAUCGCUCCACCAAAACUCCAGAGCCACACUUCUGUUUGGAAAGAACAAUGUCCUGGUGCAGCCGAGAGAUGACGUUGAGGCCAUCCCAGGCUACCUCUCUCUGCAUCAGACUGCAGACCUCAUGACCCUGAAAUGGACACCCAAUCAGCUGAUGAACGGGAAUGUUGGGGAGCUGGAUUCUGAGAAAAGUGUGUAUUGGGAUUAUGCCAUGACAAUUCGUUUGGAGGAGAUUGUGUAUCUGCACUGUCAUCAGCAAGUGAACAGUGGCGGUACAGUAGUUUUGGUGAGCCAGGAUGGGAUCCAGAGACCUCCUCUACAUUUCCCCAAAGGAGGCCACCUCCUCCAGUUUCUCACCUGCCUGGAGACCGGCCUGCUACCUCAUGGACAGCUGGACCCCCCGCUCUGGAAUCAGAGAGGAAAGGGAAAGGUUUUCCCCAAACUGCGAAAGAGGAGUCCCCACGGCUCCUGUGAUUCUGUAUCAGACAAGGAAGAUGAUGAAGCGACCGAUUAUGUGUUUCGAAUCCUCUUUCCUGGCAAUCAGAUGGAGUUCAUAGCCCUGGAGCUGAUGGACCAGGGCGUGAACAUGUGGCAACCUACACCCAGGAAGUCCUCAUGCUCGUCCUGCUCGCAGAAUGGCUCUUCUGAUGGCUCUCUGCCUAAUGGCUGUAACCAGGAAAGGGCUCCUUUGAAGCUCCUUUGUGAUACCAUGAAGUACCAGAUCAUCUCCCGUGCUUUCUAUGGAUGGCUUGCAUACUGCCGCCAUCUGUCCACAGUUCGUACCCACCUCUCUGCUCUGGUCAACACCACUAUAGUUGACCCUGAUGUGCCCUGUGGUGCCCGAGAAGGCCUCUCUGUGGAGGUCUGGGCCAGGUUCCUCAAGGACAGCUCUGCAUAUGAGGAAAAGGAGAUACACAGGCUUGUGUAUUUUGGUGGUGUGGCUCCUUCACUACGCAAAGAGGUCUGGCCCUUCCUGUUGGGACACUACCAGUUCACCAUGACUGAGAAAUGCCGGCUAGAGAUUGAUGAGCAGAUGCGGCUCAUGUAUGAGCAGACUAUGAAGGAGUGGCAGGGCUGUGAGGCCAUCGUCCGUCAGAGGGAGCGAGAGAAACAUGCUGAGGCCCUUGCCAGAUGUUCGUCUGGAGCCAGUGUGGAAAGAGGACCAGUGCAGCGGGACUCCACCAUCAGUACAGAUUCGUCUCUAAGUAGCAGCUCAGAUCAGCAGAAUGCCCCGUCGCAGAGUGAUUCCAGCAGUAGCGCGCAGGUAGUGAAAAACCGUACCAGUGUAUUAAUGUUUUGUCGCCUCUAUUUUUGCUAUUAUUUUUUGGAUUGCAAAACACAUGCAAAACCACUGGUAUUUGGAUCCGUCGAGGCAGUGGAUCAGAUUGAGACUGAGCCCAGGGCUGAGGAAGGAGAAGUGCAGCAAAGCAGUCCACUGAAGGACAUCACAGGUGGCACUGCAGAGGCAUCACAGCCUCACUCCUGCAACCCCUCGUCCUCAGGUCCGUCAAAUCAGCAUCCAGGGUCAGAAAACAGCCCUGCUGUGACAGAGUUGGCUGUUGGAUCUCCAAGCUCUCAGUCAGCAGAAACAUCCGAAGGCUUAAAGGAGAAACAAGCACCUGGAUCGCAGCCAGGAGGGGAGGAUGUUAUGGACCCAGUAGCCAAGGAUGAGGUUUCAGAGGCAAACAUGAAGACAGUUUCAGAAAGUGAGUUGAUCAAGGACUGUGGAAUCAGUAAGUCACAAGAGACGUCUGAAUCCGAAGAAAAGCCUGAAGUAGAAGGAAAGAACAUAACAACAAAUGAGCAGUCCGAAGAUUUAAAAGCAGUCGAUACGAAUAUGAAUUUAAGAUCUGUUCCAGAGAAAACUAACGUUCUAAAGCUAGAAACAGAGAUUCGUAACGAGUAUUUCCAAGCACCUCCACUCGGGCAGACCUUGACUUUUCAAGCACACAGGAGCAAAUCUGAUCUGGAAGUGGAGCCAUUGUGUCCGCCUACAGCUGAAAAAGAUGCUAAUCCACCAAGUGAAAUAAAGCCAGAGAUUUCUGAAAAGCCUGAAACAGCUCCUGAAAAAACCCCAUCUCAACUGUCAAAGGCCGGCACCACAGAGCCAGAACGAAAGGAUGCUGGAGCAACAGUUUGCGAUUUGGUUGAAACCAAAAAGGCGGCAGAAAUUCCAUUUGAGAAACCUGGUUCAAAUUCACCCGUCAGACAAGUGCUGAAUGCUCUUCAGUCAGCAUCAAGGGGCAGCCUUUCAUUAUCAUCCCACUCCCGGCAGUCUCCAGACACGGCAGACUCCGAUGACUCUCCUUCUGCCUUGGAAAUGGAGGACAUUCCUGCAGGGAUAACAUGUGUGACCUCUGAGGAUAUCAAGGCCAGGCCUUUGGCAGGUCUCGCUGCGCCCCCUGUCUCCUUUGCACAAAGGGAGAGAAUGGCAUCAGCGGACCUUGUCCUUGAUCACCAUCUGGACACAGCCUGCAACACCAGUCCUGAGGGCACCGACCUGGGCCUUUCUGAAGAGGAGCCGGAGAUGGAAAAUGUGCUCACUGAACCAGAGUCUGCAGAGGUGGGAGAAGACGGCAAGCACGACGAAUCCUCAGAAGAGCAAACCUAUUCUCAAGAAACACUGGACAUGUACUUGAUCAAUCUACAUCGCAUUGACAAAGAUGUCAGACGUUGCGACAGAGCAUAUUGGUACUUCACUCCCGAGAACCUGGACAAGCUGCGUAACAUCAUGUGCAGUUACGUGUGGCAGCAUCUGGAUACGGGCUACGUCCAGGGCAUGUGUGAUCUGCUGGCUCCACUACUGGUUAUUCUGGACGACGAGGUCAUGGCAUUUAGCUGCUUCACAGAACUGAUGAAGAGGAUGAACCAGAAUUUUCCUCAUGGAGGUGCCAUGGACUCUCACUUUGCCAAUAUGCGUUCCCUUAUACAGAUCCUGGACUCUGAGCUGUUUGAACUGAUGCAGCAGAAUGGAGACUAUACUCACUUCUACUUCUGUUAUCGUUGGUUUCUGCUCGACUUCAAAAGAGAAAUGGUGUAUGAUGAUGUGUUCUCCCUGUGGGAAACCAUCUGGGCGGCCAAGUACACCUCCUCUGAGCACUUUGUGCUCUUCAUUGCUCUGGCACUUGUGGAGAUGUAUAGAGACAUCAUCCUAGAAAAUAACAUGGACUUCACAGACAUCAUCAAAUUCUUUAAUGAAAUGGCAGAGCGACACAAUGUCCCGCAGGUCCUGAUGAUGGCUCGAGACCUGGUCCACAAAGUGCAGACACUCAUAGAAAACAAGUGACGCAGGCUGCCGCUGCUCUGCUGCUCCUUUGUGUCUUUGUGCUAAAUUGUUUCGAGAUAGCGACACGGCCGCAUUAUAGUCAUGUGUUCAAGAGGAGAGGAGUCAGUGUUAAUGAAGUAAGUACUGCAAAGACAGCUGGUCAUUAAGGCUACUCGUUGUUCUAAGAUAGUUGUGCAACAACGUCUUUCCAGUUGCUCCUCUCUGUAUUCAGGAGAUGCAACUAUUGCCAGUAAAUUUAUUUUUAAAGUGUAAUUGUUCACCUAGUGAAUGUACCCUUGUUGAAACUGCUUCAGGAUGUUAUUUAUUUUGCCUUAAAGCUAUGUUUUCAGGGAUACAGCAACCAAAUUCUUUACUGUAUUGUUAAGUAUUCUACAAUGUUAAUUUCUUCACUUCUACCUACCAUA
Molecule: messenger RNA, 4421 nt
Organism: Chelmon rostratus (copperband butterflyfish)
Lineage: Eukaryota; Metazoa; Chordata; Actinopteri; Chaetodontiformes; Chaetodontidae
Gene: sgsm1b
Product: small G protein signaling modulator 1b
Exons: 25
Coding region: 1-4017 (1338 amino acids)
Biological process (GO): activation of GTPase activity
Molecular function (GO): GTPase activator activity
Source: RefSeq, a predicted model, not a curated record